Messenger RNA from Rattus norvegicus (Norway rat), 836 nucleotides. It is a transcript of the gene Cfd, whose product is annotated as complement factor D. The record is from RefSeq and is marked provisional. Gene Ontology annotation, biological process: proteolysis. Lineage: Eukaryota; Metazoa; Chordata; Mammalia; Rodentia; Muridae. Gene Ontology annotation, molecular function: serine-type endopeptidase activity; endopeptidase activity. Gene Ontology annotation, cellular component: extracellular region.
AUGCACAGCUCCGUGUACCUCGUGGCUCUGGUGGUCCUGGAGGCGGCUGUAUGUGUUGCGCAGCCCCGAGGUCGGAUUCUGGGUGGCCAGGAGGCCAUGGCCCAUGCUCGGCCCUACAUGGCUUCAGUGCAAGUGAAUGGCACGCACGUGUGCGGUGGCACCCUGGUGGAUGAGCAGUGGGUGCUGAGCGCCGCGCACUGCAUGGAUGGAGUGACCAAGGAUGAGGUUGUGCAGGUGCUCCUGGGUGCCCACUCCCUGUCCAGUCCUGAACCCUACAAGCAUUUGUAUGAUGUGCAAAGUGUAGUGCUUCACCCGGGCAGCCGGCCUGACAGCGUUGAGGACGACCUCAUGCUCUUUAAGCUCUCCCACAAUGCCUCACUGGGUCCCCAUGUGAGACCCCUGCCCUUGCAACGCGAGGACCGGGAGGUGAAACCCGGCACGCUCUGCGAUGUGGCCGGUUGGGGCGUGGUCACUCAUGCGGGACGCAGGCCCGAUGUCCUGCAGCAACUGACAGUGUCAAUCAUGGACCGGAACACCUGCAAUCUGCGCACGUACCAUGAUAGGGCAAUCACCAAGAACAUGAUGUGUGCAGAGAGCAACCGCAGGGACACUUGCAGGGGCGACUCCGGCGGUCCUCUGGUGUGCGGGGAUGCGGUCGAAGCUGUGGUUACGUGGGGAUCUCGAGUCUGUGGCAACCGGAGAAAGCCAGGUGUCUUUACCCGCGUGGCAACCUACGUGCCGUGGAUUGAAAACGUUCUGAGUGGUAACGUGAGUGUUAACGUGACGGCCUGAGGGGACACCGGAGACCGUGACUCACAAUAAAUGCAUGCAUCUAA